AGAACUGUGCAGUCAAGAAGAUAACCUUUGUGUCCGUUUCAAUUUAUCACUACAGAUUAAGCCUGAGGCUGGUAACAUCAACAGUGAGGACAAACCCAGCCUGCCUCUCUCCUUCCACACCGAGUCCAAACCUAGGGUCACUGGGUCCUGAUUGUGACAGUGGAGCCCAGUUUGCACUGCAGGAUCCAGAGAUGGCAUCAGUGAAGCUGGAAGACUGCAGUCAAACACUGGAGCUGAAUGUCAACAUUAAAGAUGAAGAAGAGGAGGAGAAGAUUGGGGAAUCUGUUUCUCAUGGACUAGAAUUAAGUGUGAGGCCAGUAACAUCAACAGUAAUGACAAACCCAGCCUGCUUCUCUCCUUCCACACUGAGUCCAAACCCACAGUCACUGGGUCCUGAUUGUGACAGUGGAGCCCAGUUUGCACUGCAGGAUCCAGAAAUGGCAUCAGUGAAGGUGGAAGACUACAGUCAAACACUGGAGCUGAAUGUCAACAUUAAAGAUGAAGAAGAGGAGGAGAAGAUUGGGAAAUCUGUUAAUCAUGGAGACCAUGUUGAGACAUUCUCUACAUCCAGAGAGCAUCAGCAGGAAGAUCACAUAGCAAAGAGGUCUCACCACUGCACACAUUGUGAGGAGAUUUUCCCAUUUCUAUCAAAGCUAAAAAUACACCUAAAAAUACACACAGGAGAAAAGCUUUACUCCUGCUCUGAAUGUGGAAAAUGCUUCAAAACAUCAACUAAACUAAAACUUCAUCAGAGAACACACAAAGGAGAGAAGCCUUUCUCCUGCUCUGAAUGUGGGGCGAGUUUCUCUCAACUGUACCACCUAAAAAGACAUGAGCGUUUACACGCAGGAGAGAAGCCUUACUCCUGCUCUGACUGUGGAUCGAGAUUUUCUGAACGGGGCACUUUAAAAAAACAUGAACGUAUACACACAGGAGAGAAGCCUUACUUCUGCUCUGACUGUGGAAAGAGUUUCUCUCAACUGGGUACCUUAAAACAACAUGAACGUAUACACACAGGAGAGAAGCCUUACUCCUGCUCUUACUGUGGAAAGAGUUUCUCUCGACCGUGCACCUUACAAAAACAUGAACGUAUACACACGGGAGAGAAGCCUUACUCCUGCUAUGACUGUGGGGCGAGUUUCUCUCGUCCGGACACCUUAAAACAACAUGAACGUAUACACACAGGAGAGAAGCCUUACUCCUGCUCUGACUGUGGAAAGAGUUUCCAUCAACUGGGUGCCUUAAAACAACAUGAACGUAUACACACAGGAGAGAAGCCUUACUCCUGCUCUGACUGUGGAAAGAGUUUCACUUGCCUGGGCAACUUAAAACAACAUGAACGCAUACACACAGGAUAGAAGCCUUACUUCUGCCCUGACUGUGGAAAGAGUUUCCAUCAACUGGGUACCUUGAAACAACAUGAAUGUAUACACACAGGAGAGAAGCCUUACUCCUGCCCUGACUGUGUAAAAUGCUUCAAAACAUCAACUUACCUAAAAGUUCACCAGAGAACACACACAGGAGAGAAGCCUUACUCCUGCUCUGACUGGAAAGGAUUUCUCUCACCUGGGCACCUUUAAAACAACAUGAACGUAUACACAAAGGAGAGAAACCUUACUCCUGCUCUGACUUUGAAAAAGUUUCUCUCAGGAGUAAGAGAAGCCUUACUCCUUUUCUGACUGUGGGGCAAGUUUCUCUCGUCCGGACACCUUAAAAUGACCUGAACAUAUACACACACUGGAGAGAAGCCUUACUCCUGCUCCAACUGUGGAAAGUGUUUCUCUUGAAUGUGCCAUUUAAAAAGACACCAAAGGAAACACGAGAGGAGCCUUACCACUGAUCUGACUGUAGGAAAUGUUAAAACACCAGCUGAGCUUAAAGGUCAUUAGAGAAAAGACAAAGGAGAGAAGCCUUAUUUCCGCUCUCAAUGUGGCAAGAGUUUUUCCCAAUUGGUCAAUGUGAAAACACACCAACGGAUACACACUUCAGAGAAGCCUUCUCACUGCACUGACUGUGGGAAGAGGUUCUACAGAUUGGGUAAUUUAAAAAUACACAAAUGUAUACAUAAAGGACAGGCCUCAUCAGUUCUCUCAGACCAGCUAAGAUUAGACACUCCAUUUAAUUCUCAUGUCAUUAAAUAAUUGGCAACGUUGAAUUUGAUCAAAUGAAGAAAGUGUAGAACACUAUUGUAAUCCUAUAGUUUCUCACUGUGAGAGAACAAUGCAGAGGAAAGGGAGCAUUAUAGAAUGUUAGUCUCUCUUUACUGAUCAGUGUGCACCUUGUCAGUUUUGGUGUGAGAGAGAAUAAAGUAGACGGCACACGUCAAACGUUUGAUUUAUGACCCUAUGUCCGGAUGACGUGUGCAUGCCCAUAUUUGGGCAUCCGGUAAGGACAUCCUGGCGGGAAGUGAUCACGUGGUUAUGCCCAUAUAUGGUCAUCCUGUUCUCCCACCUUAGAGUGAGUGUGACAAUAUGUAUAUAAUGCCUUUGAAGUUGUCAUGAUGAUUGAUGUCUAGUGACCUCUUUGAACUGGGGGGGGGUGACCAUUUCAAAGAGUUUGACCACCCCCCACCCCUGUUUUAUUGACCUUAGGGUUGUUGUCUAUGAAACACGAAUGUCCUGGGGUAUUGGGGUUGGCAGACACCUUAUAAAUAAAGCCCAGAACAAGACAUGCGUCCCCAGAACACUAAACAAGAUUUUUUAAAUCAGCAUGGAUUUUGUGAUCAGUGGCAAAGCAGUGAUGACUGUAACAACGGCAAUAUACGAUGCGCCAAAAAAACGGUUUCUAAGUGUGUAUAGAACCCAAAUAACGCCCGCAACUACGCUGAAAGAUCAAGUGCUGAUGCCUAAUGGACAUCAAUCGGGGUAUCGGUUUGAUUACCUGGCCUGUAGAGUGAACCUCUAUAUGGUAGCCGAAGGAGAAGAAUAUACAGACCAGACUUUAGGAGUGGACUACGGGCUUGACGACUGGACGGUUUUUCGCAAGGUUGUGUGUCCCGAACUGAGCCUUAUCAUCAAGGGGUAUAGCUUGUUCAAGGUGCCCCUGACUCCUCAGGAAGAAUAAUUCACAGGGUGAAAAUACAAAGAAAGAAUGGACUUCCAUGUGGCUACGUGGAGUUCUAUUUUGGCAACGAGGAAACCCGCAACCAAAACAUUUGAUGGUGGGGAUUUUAGGUUGCGCAUGCUUAUUCCUUUUCAAAUUUGGGAUCUAAUGGAAUUGAAAAUGUUCCAGCUGUUGGACGCUCUCUUUGUACAGAGCCAACAGCGGCAGAGCAUUGUUCGUGUAAAGAAGUGCAUAAUAUAUACGAAUCCUAAGGAUUAUGAUUCAAAGGAGCCCCAAGAAGGUACAUCCUCAGAAGGGACAGCCUCCGAAGAAAACGAAGUACGCGGUUGCGUUAACCACGCCCUGAUACCCAAAGGACUGGUUCAACAAUAAAAGGAGUGCCCUUAAAGCCUCCAGUUCUUCAUUUCAUCAUACACCAUGGAUAUUCAUACAACAUACCAGGACUCCGAUACGACAUGGGGGCCAGACCCUAAGGACUCUAUGCCUCGCAGCCCGGCUUUCUACCCCCCCCUGGCGAGACCCACGACACCCCCUACAUGUACACAGCCUGAGGACGUGUUUGAUGGGGUAGUCAGUACUAUUUUUGUGGACACCAUCAAGGCCUCUGUAGCCACACUUCUAGACGUGGUGAUUGGAGAAUAUAUAAGAGAGAAAUGCAUCGGUUGUGAGAUCAAUCACCCCAGCAAGUGCCGUAUAUGACCCGCCAAGAUACUACUUCUUCAACCAAUUUGAGGAGCUGGUGAAAAGACUGUGGUCCUGCAGGUUUAUACCAUCGCUGGUCAGAGCCCUGGAGUCUAUGGGUCUUGUGCCGUCUAUCCCCAGAGUUUACUUGGUAACCACGGCAUUCCUACAUGAACUGAAGGAGGCAAUCUACAUCCACGAUAAACUCAAAGAAAUCCGACACACCCUGUUGGACGACUAUAAAUACCGGGAAGUUGUGGUGGCUGAUGUGAUGACUUUCUGGCUCAAUAAACCCCAAGAGACCGAGUGACAUUUUGUUAUUUAGAUGUAAUGCAAUGGGCAAAUAUGUGUAUACGAUGUUAGAGAUAAUAAAUAAAUGUCUUCUUUUGAGAGAAUUUACAAAAUGUUAUGCAUCAGAUUAUUGAAAAUAAAGUGAACGAUGUAUCGUUCUACACAGCACACAAUGCCUGGGUUAAUGUAGAGUGUGUGCUGAAAAUGGAACAAAUCAUGAAUCAUGUUGUGGAUGAUUCUGAAGAACUAGAAACAACUUUGUCUAAGAUUUUACUUUAUUUGUUUGAAACACUAUUUAAUUGUAACGUGUAUCAUAUUUGUUGUUUAUAUGCUUAUAUAUCGGACAUGUGUGUUUUCAAAGUUCAGCGACACAAGUCUGUAAAUCAAAACCAAAUAUACAGGGUGUUGCAUGCUGUGAUCGUUGAGAAAACUGGGACAUGUAUCCUUCAAAGAAUCCUGAAUUGUCUGUAUACGUAAUACUUGAUGCAUGAAUAAAAUAAAAAUUCUAUAAUGAAAAUUAAAUGUUGUCGUUAUUUGAAAGUGGCUCAUUAAAGUUAUUGUACCUCAGAGAGGCAAGAAGGAUGGCGGAGCAGAUGUUGAAAAACAUUUAUUAUAAUCCCUCUAACCCCGGGUCUUAUGGGGGUAAGGAACAUUUACAGAGAGCUAUAGCCGAAGAAACAGGUAGCCGGUUAAGCGAUUCUAAAGUGAAUGAGUGGUUAUCAGAGCAGGAUGCAUAUACUCUCCAUAAACCUGUAAGAAAGGCGGAUCUAUGUGACAUGCAGGUCCUUGCAGAUAAAAAUGAUGGAAAUCGCUACAUGCUAACGGUUACAGAUAUUUUCUCUAAAAUAGUAUUUGUAAGGGGCUUAAAUAAGAGCGGGGCCCGGGCCUUUGACCCUAUCUUGAAGGAUGGAGGAGCCCCCAAGAAAGUGCAGACUGAUGGCGGAAAAUAAUUUUUUAAUAAUACUUUUCAGAAACUCAUGAAGAAGCACAAUAUAGUACAUUUUGCUACAGGCUUGUGUAGUAAAACUCCAAAUGGAUCUACCUCCUGGUCCUCUUCCCCUGUCUUACCCACCAAGGGUAGAGACAGAGAUUACCUCGCCUACUGAAAUACCGGAUUGGGCAAAGCCACCAGAAGACGAUUCAAGCCAACCAACUAUUGAACCUGACUGGUGUCAGGAAGAAUCACCCUCUGCCUCAAGUGACACCUCUGAAUGGGAACAGCUGAUAGACUCAUUGCUGAUAGAGUAAGGGCACUGUCAUAAACAGAGGCCCAUAUGCGCACUGUAAGAACAGUGUUUCCUCAUUGUUGCUAGAGUAAUAGGCUCUGUCAUAACCAGAGGCCCAUAUAUGCACUGUAAGAAAAGUAUUUCCUGUUGUAAGUUAUGGCAUCACCCUCUCUGCUCUGAGGGAAUGGGAGGAGCAGCAGAUCGGGUGCAGAGAAUCAAAAGGUAUAUAAAGAGACAUUUACCCUUACUUUAGCGCUGACUUCUUGAAUUCUGAAUUCAUUUAGACAACCAUUUGACUUCGGGUAAUUGCCACCUGACUCAAAUUACUUAAAGAUUCUAACUUGCUGGAUACCAGGGUAAGAGUCCGUUUACCUAUCGACCAGUUGACCCUGUGUGCAGCAUACGUUUGGACCGAGUGUACCGUUGUGACAAAGUCUUAAUUGACCGAGGAACACUGUAGCACCGGCCGGGUUGCUUGCCCCAGACACUGCGGUAGAUCAACGGCAGAAUUACCACCUGCUGAGAACGGUUGGAAAAUUGUUCGAAUCGACUCUGUCUCCGACUGACCCAGUGACACGUGUACUGUUGUAACACAGUGCCUUGCCCUGGAAUCGCGGUUGCGGGUUAUUUGACAAUACUAUCCAACCUGAGGGCAGGUUAGAGUACUCAGUCUAACUUGAAUCUCGAAAUUUAGUUGAACCAACGAUUCCUCAUAGGAGAGAUCGAUACAUAAACUAAAUGCUCAGAACUCUGACCGAUUGAAACACCGCUCCUGAUCUCGUGGGUCUCCCUGUCAUCUUUUAAAGGUAAUUAAGUUGAAGUAUUAUAUUUUAUUAGCGAUAAUUGUUAUCAUUGUACCAGGCAUUUAGAGCAUUAACCUGUUAGUACUCUAGGGGCAGUAUUUCAUUUUUGGAUAAAAAGACGUGCCCGUUUUAAGCGCAAUAUUUUGUCACGAAAAGAUGCUCGAAUAUGCUUGGAAUUGAUAGUUUUGGAAAGAAGAGAGUCUCACGUUUCCAGAACUGCAAAGAUUUUCACUGUGAGUCCCUUAGAACAAAUGCUUCGGGCAAAACCAAGAUGUAUGACCGACCAGGAAAUGAACAGGAUUUUUGAGGCUACGUUUUCCAUGAUCGCCUUAUGUGGCUGUGAAUGCGACAGGAAUCAACGGACACUUUAUCUUGUUUCCCCAAGGUCUCUGCAGCAUUGUGACGUAUUUGUAGGCAUAUCAUUGGAAGAUUGACCAUAAGAGACUACAAUUGCCAAGUGUCCCGCUUGGUGUCUGCAUGGCAUUUGGUGCGCAAAAGUCUGCUCCCAGUAUUUUUCCAUCCGAAUCACAGAAGAAUGCAGGCUUCCAGCAACGGCAUUUCAAUGAAGAGAUAUAUGACAAAACACCUUCAGGAUUGAUUCAAACAACGUUUUCCAUGUUUCAGUCGAUAUUAUGGAGUUAAUUCGGAAAAAAGUUAGACGUGUAGGUGACUGAAUUUUCGGUUAGUUUCGGUAGCCAAAUGCAUAGUAACAAAAGGGAACGAUGUGUCCUACACAAGAAUCUUUCAGGAAAAACUGGACAUCUGCUAUGUAACUGAGAGUCUCCUCAUUGAAACAUCUAAAGUUCUUCAAAGGUAAAUUAUUUUAUUUGAUUCCUUGGCUGGUUUUUGUGAAUAUGUUGCGUGCUAAAUGCUAACGCUAAAUGCUAAGCUAGCUAUCACCACUCUUACACAAAUUAUUGAUUUUCUCUGGUUCUAAAGCAUAUUUUGAAAAUCUGAGACGACAGGAUUGUUAAGAAAAGGAUAAGCUUGAGAGCAGGCAUAUUUAUUUCAUUUCAUUUGCGAUUUGUAGAAAUCGCUAACGUUGCGUUAUGGUAAUGAGCUUGAGGCUGUAGUAACGAUACCGCAUGCGGGAUGGGGCGGACUAUGAGGUUAAGGCAUUUGCAUGUUUUUAAUUAACGCUGUGUGUGACCGAGUAACAAAUUGUGUAUUUUGAAGUGUGUUUGAUUGUAAAAGACAAAAAACAGAGUGUUUUCAAAAAUAAACGGUAGUCUUGUUUUGUCUCGAGUAAAAGGUUCUCUCAAAGACAGUUAACGGCACGGGAGAUAACAACUCUGACACUCCCCGCUGCCGGGACACUGGAAACGGGGAUCAAAGCUCUAUGACAGAAUGAGUUACCAUUAAAAGACAA
This is a messenger RNA of Oncorhynchus nerka (sockeye salmon), 7433 nucleotides long. Its product is annotated as gastrula zinc finger protein XlCGF17.1-like. The transcript has 4 exons. Gene Ontology annotation, biological process: regulation of transcription by RNA polymerase II. Lineage: Eukaryota; Metazoa; Chordata; Actinopteri; Salmoniformes; Salmonidae. Gene Ontology annotation, molecular function: RNA polymerase II cis-regulatory region sequence-specific DNA binding; DNA-binding transcription factor activity, RNA polymerase II-specific. The record is from RefSeq and is a predicted model, not a curated record. The coding region runs from base 192 to 1358 and encodes 388 amino acids.